Messenger RNA from Microthlaspi erraticum, 897 nucleotides. The record is from the annotation of a GenBank genome assembly. NCBI's taxonomy places the organism in Eukaryota, Viridiplantae, Streptophyta, Magnoliopsida, Brassicales, Brassicaceae.
AUGACGCCGAGAAGAGAUGUGUUUCUGGACUUCCGUGAGAUGUCAAGUGGCAGGGUCAGUAUGGCAAACAGCACAGUCUCAGAUGUCAAGGGAAUUGGCGAUGGUAAGCUGAAUCCAAGAGCGAAGAAAGGCGUUUUCACAGACUACCCUGAAGGAGUGAAAGGUUUCAAAGUUUGGCUCCUAGAAGAUCAGAAAGUGGUCAUCAGUAGAAAUGUUGUUUUCAGAGAGGAUAAGGUCUUCAAGGAGAUAGGUACAGAUUCAAACUCAAAGGAAGAUCAAGAUUAUCAGUCAAGGGCCAUCAGUGUUGACUUUCCAGAACCAGAAUCAGGUCGAGAUACAGCUCAAGGUGGAGAAAUUCCGAUAGCUGAGCAAGACAACAACAACAACACUCAUGGUGCAGAAGAUAACAAUGCAGAGCCAGAGGUAUUUGAAUUGAACAACUAUCAGUUAGCGAGAGAUCGACCGAGGAGAGAAACAAAACUUCCAGCAAGACUCGAAGAUUAUGAGUGUGACGAACGAGAUGGUGAAGAUUUCUUUGCUGGAAUUGCAACGUGGAUCCUAAUUGAAAGACCAAAGGGGCACAAGGCAAUUGGAUGCAAAUGGAUAUUCAAGAGAAAACCAGGAAUAAUUGGUGUAGAAGCUCCAAGGUACAAAGCGAGAUUAGUUGCAAAAGGCUAUGCACAGAAGGAGGGAGUAGACUAUCAAGAAAUCUUUGCUCCUGCUGUCAAGCACGUGUCAAUCAGGUACAUGUUGUCUGCAGUAGUUCAUUACGAUAUGGAGUUGGAGCAACUUGACGUCAAGACAGCAUUGCUUCAUGGAAACUUAGACGAGUUUAUCGUAAUGGAGCAGCCUGAAGGUUUUGUAGACAAGAGGCUGAUGCACUUGCAUUUUGCAUAG